Peronospora matthiolae is the source of this 2685-nucleotide messenger RNA. Lineage: Eukaryota; Oomycota; Peronosporomycetes; Peronosporales; Peronosporaceae. The record is from the annotation of a GenBank genome assembly.
AUGGCGGACGUAUCAGGCCGUCGUCGUGUCCGCCACUUGUUUGCAAGUCGCAGACAAAAGCCCGCGCCCCCAUCGAGCAACUCACAGAUCGAGCCCGACGACCUCGAGACCGACGCGCUCGAAGGCGACAGUUCGAACGCCCACGUCAUGAGCAGCUCCGCGUCGGAAGCGUCUUCGGUAAUGACCACGACCGUCGCCAUGGAGAGCCCGCUGAAGAAGCGCCUGGCCAAGCUGCCCGUCAUGCACGACCGCUACUGCGUGGCCACGUUCGAGACGAACGCGCAGGAGCGCUCGUGCGUGACGCUGCGCAGCUACAAGAGCCGUCGCGCCUACUACGCGCAGCCGGAGAAGCCGUCGAGCGCUCACGAGCUCCAGCGCAUCCGGGACUGGGACGGCAAGACGGGCUUCCACCGCUACGCGCACGCGUUCACGAUGGAGACGCGCGACCGGAAGCUCUUCCAGUGCGUUGCGCCCAGUGCAGGCGACAAGAGCAAGUGGCUCGAGCUCUUGCCCAGGCACGCGGCGUUCAGGCGCGCGCGCGACCGGCGACGCAACAGCAUGAGCACGCUCGGGCCCGUGCAGCGCUCGGAGCAGGCUCGGGACGACAAAGACGCAAGUGGCAAAGCAAGAGCGGCGUCCGUAGACCUUGCGGGGCCCGAGGCGUUGGACGGGAGGGGCAGCUUUGCUGUCCAGGACCGUCUGUUCCGCACGACGUCGGACGCGGUGUCCGACGAGACGACGUUGGAGGGGUCCGUUCGCGACCGGAACGAGCCGCUGGAUUGGGGACUGUACGGAGAAGGACAGCAGUUGGCAGCCGUGUCCAAGUACGACGUGCAGGAGACCGACAACGACGGAAAUGGCGGGAAGUCGCUGGGUUUACUGGGAAACGAGCUGUUGGAUGAUACAGAAGGAGAGCGCCAGACGUUGGACGCGGACGCGUUUUUGUUUGGAGAAAAUGGCGCGAGUCGAUUUGGAGCCGUGUUCGUUCGCGGUGUUAAACGAGAGGAGGACAAUGACGACGAGCACAAUGACGACGCCGAGUUUGUGGACGAAGAGAUGGAAGCGAGAGCAGUUCAGAAGGACAAGGAGAACAAGAUGAAGCGACGGGCGCAGAAGCUCGAAACGAAUCGAGAUUUGUACGCUGAGAUGGCGGCUGCGAGACUUGCUGGGAUGCGCAAGGAGGCGCGUCAUUCUAAGAAACGCUAUAGUCAUCGCCACAGUCGCUUAUCCACGAGCACUGACGCGAGCGACGUCGAGAUACUUGACGAAGAGCAGUCGCUGGUUGUAGUAGGAAUAAGUGGGGACGUUGCUGAUCCGGGAGAAACGCGUGAGCGCUGCAGUAGCCUCCGCAGUCUUGGUAGCUUCAAUAGUCGCGAAAGGAGCUUUGUGGGCAGUGAGAACAUAAGCAGUUGCGGGAUAAAUGGAGACGUAAGUGGCAAUGGCGAAGAAGAAGAGGUGGAGAACGAAGCUGCUGUGCCAUAUUCUGUUGUGACCACGACGCAAAUCAUUGGCUCGAAGAGUGCUGAGACUGGAUACACGGAAGUUACGAUAGCAGAGGCUGAAGAGCUGCGCCAGAUAAAGAAGGAAUCGCGCGCCGAUCGUCGUGCGAAGAAGCGUAUGAUGAUGAAGGAAAAGGAAGAGGAGGAACGCAUGGCUUUGGAAGCAUUCGAGCUGGCACGAGCUCACCGUGAAGAGCAGCGGGCUCGCGAGGAGGCGAAGGCUCAUGAGGAGCGGACAAAGCGUGACAAGAACGAACGGCGAGAAAUGAAAGAGAUGCGUAAGCAUGAAAGGGUGAAGAAGUACCAGGCUGAUCUUCGAAAGGUAGCAGAUCGAAAGGAGGCAGAAGGUGAAGUUUGCGAGCGCAAGGCGAAGAAGGAAAAGAAGAAAUUGAAGAGGAAAGAAAAGCACAUUUUACCCGCGGAACGCAUUCACCGAAGAGGUGAGAAAGGUGCUAAUCGUUUCGAAGAGUCCGUCCCUGCUGCGAAACAAGCUCCAGCGGAAGCUAUGGACGCUUUGGUCGCCGUGAAAGACGAGUCAACGAAGAAAAUGAGUCUGCAGCUGCUUGCAGCUACCUCACCCGUAUUGACUCCGGUUCCUGUGUCGACUCCAUCGCCUGUUCUGACCGAGUCUUUUUCAAUGCGGCAAGCUGUCUCUACAUCUACAAGUUUACCCGCUCCUAGUAUUCCCUCUACUUACGAGAAUGGUACUGUGGGCGUUCCUGCUCUUGCCGGUGAAGGUACAGCCACUGCAGCAGGCGUGAUGACGAUGCCCCCGUAUCAUAUGUCGCUGCCGCCGUUUGCGCCGUCGUAUCUUCAUGGUCCGCAAAGUAUGCCGGCGUACGGUUUGGCAGCCACGUUCGGUGCCUACCCUCCGUUUUAUACUGCCCCCUACUGCUACGGAAGACCGGUGGGGCUGCAGCCUGCGUUGAUGCGUCCGAACAUGGGAUUCGUGGCCGGGUUGAGUGCAAUGAAUUCUUUUGGCACGGCUGCUGGUCCGGCGCCAGGACCACCUACCCUGGAUUCAUCUGAGCCUAUGAUCGGCCCGCAGCUGCCUACCUUGGAAAAGUUUGUUGCAGCCUCGUCAGACGAUGCGUGCGCACCUUUUCCUUUGCUGUCGUCCGCGGGGAACUCAGUCAGGUCAAAGCUGAUAGACCUGCCAGAACUGCCGGAUGUGAUCGAGUUUUAG